AUGCCUGGUGGAGCGGUCAUCUCUGGGCCGGUCGACACCACGCGUGUCGAGGCCCCGGUCACAUUCAAGGCCUACUUGAUGUGUGCCUUUGCUGCCUUUGGUGGUAUCUUCUUCGGUUAUGACUCUGGUUACAUCAGCGGUGUUCUCGGCAUGAAGUACUUCAUCCAGCACUUCGAAGAUCUUGAUCCUGCCACUACCGACCCGAAGCUAUUCGUCAUCCCGUCCUCCCGAAAGUCACUCAUCGUUUCCAUUCUCUCCGCUGGAACCUUCUUUGGUUCCCUCAUCGCCGGUGAUCUGGCUGAUUGGUUCGGUCGUCGGAUUACAAUCAUUGCUGGCUGUGCCAUAUUCAUCGUUGGUGUCGUUUUGCAGACCGCCGCUACCAGCAUUGGACUCCUCGUUGCCGGUCGUCUCAUUGCCGGUUUCGGUAUCGGAUUUGUCUCCGCCAUCAUCAUUCUCUACAUGUCUGAGAUUGCACCCCGCAAGGUCCGUGGUGCCCUCGUCUCGGGUUACCAGUUUUGUAUCACCGUUGGUUUGAUGCUUGCCUCGUGCGUGAACUAUGGUACCCAGGACCGUACAGACAGUGGGUCGUACCGGAUCCCCAUUGCCCUCCAAAUGCUCUGGGCUCUCAUUCUAGCCCUUGGAUUGUUCAUGCUGCCCGAGUCCCCUCGGUUCUUCAUCCGCAAGGGCCAGAAGGAUAAGGCUCGUACUGUGCUGGCCCGUAUCCGUGGACAGCCCGAGAAUUCAGACUUUGUCGAGAUGGAGCUGAAUGAGAUUGACGCCAACAACCAGUAUGAACAAAUGGCAAUCCCCCAGGGUGGAUACUUCAGCACUUGGCUCAGCUGCUUCAACGGAAGCCUCUGGCACCCUAACAGCAACCUUCGUCGUACUAUCCUGGGUACCUCCCUCCAGAUGAUGCAACAGUGGACUGGUGUCAACUUCAUUUUCUACUUCGGUACCACCUUCUUCACGCAGCUUGGCACAAUUGACGACCCCUUCCUGAUCAGCAUGAUCACCACAAUUGUCAAUGUGUUCUCCACUCCACUCUCCUUCUACGCCAUUGAGAGAUACGGACGUCGUCCUUUGCUCCUUUGGGGUGCCCUGGGUAUGAUUGUGUGCCAGUUCAUUGUGGCCAUUAUUGGUGUCACCGAUGGCAGCAACCCCAAGGCCGUCAGUGCAAUGAUCGCUUUCAUUUGCAUCUACAUCUUCUUCUUUGCCAGCACCUGGGGCCCCGGUGCUUGGGUCGUUAUCGGUGAAAUCUUCCCUCUGCCCAUCCGGUCCCGCGGCGUGGCCCUCUCCACUGCCUCCAACUGGCUCUGGAACUGCAUCAUCGCAGUCAUCACUCCCUACAUGACGGAUGCCGACAAGGGUAACCUUGGCGCUAAGGUGUUCUUUAUUUGGGGUUCUCUGUGCACCUGCGCCUUUAUCUACACCUACUUCCUCAUUCCCGAGACCAAGGGUCUAACCCUGGAGCAGGUUGACAAGAUGAUGGAAGAGACCACUCCUCGCACUUCCUCUAAGUGGCAGCCUCACAGCACCUUUGCUGCCGAAAUUGGAUUGGACGAGAAGGCUGCCCAUGCACCCAGCGUGACCCAGCAGGAAGUCUAA
Molecule: messenger RNA, 1605 nt
Organism: Penicillium crustosum
Lineage: Eukaryota; Fungi; Ascomycota; Eurotiomycetes; Eurotiales; Aspergillaceae
Product: sugar porter family MFS transporter
Exons: 3
Coding region: 1-1605 (534 amino acids)
Biological process (GO): carbohydrate transport; transmembrane transport
Cellular component (GO): membrane
Molecular function (GO): carbohydrate:proton symporter activity
Source: RefSeq, a predicted model, not a curated record